AUGAACACUGGACGCUGCACAUCGGUUUGUAAUAAUGAACUGCUGGAAUAUGGAUCAGAACGAGGAUUUAUGUACUUAUUCGAUGGCACUAUUGGAUCUCACAUAUCUUUACCUGAUGGAAUCGUCCAGUUAGUGUUCCGUUACCUUUCAGUUCAUGAACUGAAGUAUGUAAGCUUGACAUGUCACGCUCUUAAUAAUGCAAUUUGCAAAUACAUAUUAACUGAUGCGUCAAGAUUUGAAUGCGAAGUCGUGGAGCAUGAAGGCUUGUCUCGCAAGACACGAAGCAAUAGCUAUGCUUGGGGAAACUUGCUGAAGAUGUGUACAAUAUUUUGGCCUGCUCGAGAAAGAAGAAAUUUUAUGCGUCAUUUUUAUUUGAUGAAUAAGUCAGUCGACAGUCACACAAUUUGGGGACAGUGUUUUUCCGGAUUCUACGAAAAUUGGGAUCGUAAGGCAUGCAGCGAAUUUUUAGAUUCCGUUAUACGUUUCACCGAUUUAACACGAUUGCUUACUGUCGUAAUGUCUGAUAAAGUUGGCAAGCACUAUCAACUUGAAAUGGAAAUUCGACAACGAUUUCAUGGUUUCUUCAUUGAUCAGCUAGCAGAGUCCGAAUCAGAGCAAGGAUUUUGGCUUUCUGUGCUUCUACGCACUCAGAAAAGUGUUGCAGAACAAGGGCGACUAUUCAUGCUCUUGUUCGGCCCUGUAAAAUAUAUUCAUGGCGAGGGACGAAUUGAUUGGUAUAUGCUCUCAGAGACAAUUUUCACCAGAAAUCAGUGCAUCCAAAUUAUCAAGCCAUUGUCAUCAAAUCUUUGUUGUCUUGUGAAAACAAUGGAACUGAAGUCGGAAUUUUCCUGGAGUGAUUCUGAAAUUUUCACUUUAAUGGAAGAAAUAACAAGUGCACCACAAGUCUGGAUAUUUCACAAUUUUGCAAGCUUACUCUUACUGAGACCAGAAUUAAUACGGAUUGCUCUUUAUUAUCGAAUAAUUUAUGGACACUGUAAAGAAGCUGCACAUAUGUUGCAUGUCAUGAAGACGGUGUAUUAUCGAUGGGGAUGUGGAAUUGUGGAAAGUUUGUUAACACCUCUGCUGGAAAUAUUUAAAUUGUUAAGUAUGGUGCAGCGCCGACAUUUCCUUGCUGAAAUAGUUUUAACACAGUCACACUUACUUGAUGAAUAUCUUCGACGCUUUCCAUUUGAUCGACUGCAUUUUCUGGACGAAUUGACAGCAAGCAGUGCUAUAUUACCGCUUCUAUCGAUACUAGCCGCUGACAUUUGA
Brugia malayi is the source of this 1272-nucleotide messenger RNA. RefSeq lists its product as uncharacterized. Bases 1 to 1272 code for a protein of 423 amino acids. Lineage: Eukaryota; Metazoa; Nematoda; Chromadorea; Rhabditida; Onchocercidae. The record is from RefSeq and is a predicted model, not a curated record. The transcript has 11 exons. Gene Ontology annotation, molecular function: protein binding.